CGGACUACCUAGAUGACCAACGGGACUUGUCGGCAGCGACCUCUGGAUUCUCCCAGAGACUGUACCAGAAAGUGGCACUGGGCUUACCAAGUAUGGUCUACUCACCUUACAGCGUCCAUUCGGUAUUGGCAAUGACGUCAUUAGGCGCCAGAGGAAAAACAGCUACAGAAAUGAAACAGGCGCUUGGGAUUACAUCUCUUGCUGACAAUACUCAUGAGAUUUAUAAGAAACUUAUUUCGGAUAUGAACUCUGUACCGGAUGUGAAAUUAAACACAGGAAACGCCAUUUUUGUGAACCCUGCAUACGAAAUCGUGCCUCAAUUUGUGGCUGAUGUUGAGAGCAAGUACUUCGCCAAGGCUGGUAACAUUGACUUGUCUGCCCCUGGGGGACCAGAGGAACCAAUCAACACCUACGUGGCAAAUGCUACAGGAAAUAUGAUACAAAAUCUCCUUCCAAAAGGUUCAAUUGAUUCAAUGACCGUGAUGCUUCUGAUCAACACCAUUUUCUUCAAUGGAACCUGGAGAUUUCCCUUCCCCAAGUACAGAACGUUUAGACGUCCUUUUUAUAGUUUGGAUGGGGGAAUCAGCUCGGUCGACAUGAUGAGAGAUGACAUGACCAUUAAAUACAAGAAAGAUAACUCUAUUGGGAUAGAGGUAGUCGAGUUGCCCUUCAAUGGUGAAAGAUUCCAUUUUUACAUAGCUCUACCAGAGAAGGUGAAUGGUAUCAAAGGUUUAGAAAAAUUUCUAGCAACGCCAGGAAAUGUCGAUACACUGUUCGGUGGACUUAGCUCUGAACACUUGGAUGUCAGCAUUCCAAAGUUCAAGACUGAGACAACUUUAUACCUGGUUCAACCUCUGAAAGAUAUCGGCAUGGUGGAGGCUUUCAUACCUGGUUACGCCGACUUUACUGGAAUCAGAAGAAAAGGUGAAGUUUUUAUCAGCCAGGUCAUUCACAAUGCCAUCAUUGACGUCAAAGAAACAGGAACUGUCGCUGCUGCAGCUACAGCUGUGCAAGUGAGAAAGCAAGUGAGAAUGGCCUCUGUACCGAAUACAAGAUUUGUUGCUGACCAUCCUUUCCUCUUCUUUAUUAGAGACGAAUUGACCCAACAAAUUUUGUUUCAAGGAAAAUUUUCCGGAUAA
This is a messenger RNA of Physella acuta, 1139 nucleotides long. RefSeq names its product leukocyte elastase inhibitor-like. Gene Ontology annotation, molecular function: serine-type endopeptidase inhibitor activity. The record is from RefSeq and is a predicted model, not a curated record. Lineage: Eukaryota; Metazoa; Mollusca; Gastropoda; Physidae.